This is a messenger RNA of Monoraphidium neglectum, 381 nucleotides long. RefSeq lists its product as hypothetical. The coding region runs from base 1 to 381 and encodes 126 amino acids. The record is from RefSeq and is a predicted model, not a curated record. Lineage: Eukaryota; Viridiplantae; Chlorophyta; Chlorophyceae; Sphaeropleales; Selenastraceae. Gene Ontology annotation, molecular function: GDP-Man:Man(1)GlcNAc(2)-PP-Dol alpha-1,3-mannosyltransferase activity; alpha-1,3-mannosyltransferase activity. The transcript has a single exon.
AUGCCUCCCCUUGUGCCCUGGCGCCGCCCCUGCAGGCAGCGCGCGCUGCUGCUGGCGGCCUGCCGCGCGGUGCUCUACACGCCGCAGCACGAGCACUUUGGCAUCGUGCCGCUUGAGGCGAUGGCCUCGGGCCGCCCCGUUGUGGCCUGCAACAGCGGCGGGCCAGUCGAGAGCGUGCCCGACGGCCGCGGCGGCUUCCUCUGCGAGCCGGCCGCGGGGCCCUGGGCCGAUGCCCUCGAGUCGCUGCUGGACGCGCGCGGAGCCGCAAAGAUGGGCGCCGCGGCGCGCGCGCACGUGCAGGAGGCGUUCUCGCGCGCCGCGUUUGGGGAGCGGCUCGACCGGCACGUGCACGCGCUGGCAAACGCGCGCGGCACCCCGUGA